AUGCACCCAGACUCCAAAUCAGACGGUCGCCGACUUGACCCGCCGACGGUCUCUCCCACAUCGCGGAGUUUCACAGGGAAAUUCAUCCGAUGCGUGAUCCUGCUUAUUCUCGCAAAGCUAGCCAUUUGGCAGUUGUAUGAAACAUUCUCUGAGAGCAGGGAUUCUGGGCUACAGCCCUCAGGGCCCUCUGAUGAAGAUGCCUCCUUUCGAUGGGAACAGAUUACCCCUACCGAGGAACUGAUCUAUCACCCGUGCUUCCAUGAAUACGAAUGUGCUCGGUUAGAGCUUCCCAUGGACUGGAACCGUACCGAUGGAAAAGGGUCGAAGAUCGCCUUGGCUGUGAUCAAGCUACCUGCCAAAGUACCCAUCACGGAUGUGCGAUAUGGUGGCCCUGUUCUCCUGAAUCCAGGUGGCCCCGGUGGAUCCGGAGUGGGCAUGGCUCUCAAGGGGGGCAAAGAUAUCCAAACCAUUGUCGAUUCCGAAGAAACGCCAAGUGCGGACUCCACUACAGGAAAGUAUUUCGAUGUUAUUGGCUUCGAUCCAAGAGGAAUCAACAACACCACUCCAAACUUCUCGUGCUUUCGGAACCCUAUGGCGAGGAAAGCGUGGCUAUUGCAGUCGGCGGCAGAGGGGAUCCUGGGAAGCUCGGAGGGGGCAUUCAAUACUCUAUGGGCAAGAUACGAGGCUUUUGGCAUGAGUUGUAGCCAAGAAGACCCUGAGACUUCGGAUGACCAUGAAUGGAUAGCACAGCAUAUGAACACCGCUCCGGUGGUGGCAGAUAUGGUUGCGUUCAUUGAGCGCCAUGGUGAGUGGCGUGAGCGAGAAACCGAGAAGCUUGUGACGGCCAUGGACCGAUCUGGAUCAAAACAGGACAUCGAGGCGAUCAGGACCAGAAACCGCUGGGAUAGAGGACAGGAGAAGCUUCAGUACUGGGGUUUCUCGUACGGCACUAUUCUGGGUGCUACAUUUGCGGCAAUGCAGCCUCAUCGCAUACAUCGUGCCGUCAUUGAUGGCGUGGUUGAUGCGGAUGAUUAUUACGCGGCUGACUGGCUCACUAACCUGGUAGAUGCGGACCCUGCCUUCGAUAGCUUUUUUGAAUACUGUCACACAGCUGGGCCUGCAUCGUGUCCAUUUGCACUCGGGGAUGAUGUCGAAGAUCUCAAGUCUCGGUAUGAACAACUCUUGUCGAAUAUUACGGUGAACCCGAUCGCCGUGCCACCUUCCAGCAGUAGAGGCCCCGACAUCAUAACCUACAGCGAUGUGAAGGUGUUGGUUUUGCAAACUCUAUACAAGCCGAUGACCUUCUUUGAACUCUUGGCCCGACUGCUGAAUGAUCUUGAGCACGGGAAUGGAUCGUCGUUUGCUGAUUACAAGUACGAGACUCGGAGUUGGACUGUGCCGUCGUCUUCCUGUGACACCAAUGACCCUUCGCCUGAAUGCCGACUUCCUGGCGAUAGUGACUACGAGACAGGAAUGAACAUCCUGUGUCUGGACGGCCCCAGUAUCGAUGGCAUCACCAAGGAGGAGUUCAGAAGCUAUUGGGCUGAGCUUCGGGAGCAAAGUAAGACGAUUGGGGACUCUUGGACCCAGGUUCGCCUGAACUGUAUUCGAUUGAAGACACGGCCUAACUGGCGUUUCGAUGGACCGUUCACAGGCAAGACAUCACAUCCUCUGCUCCUUAUUGGGAAUACCUAUGACCCGGUAACGCCGCUACACAACGCUUAUAAGAUGUCUCAUGGAUUUUCCGACUCCGUCGUGCUACACCAGAACUCUGUAGGACAUUGCUCUGUAAGCGGACCAUCCGUGUGUACGGCUAAAGUCGUCCGUCAGUAUUUCCAGACUGGCGAACUCCCCAAGCCUGGGACCACUUGCGAGGUAGACAAACGGCCCUUUGGCCUUCCAGGACCCGGGGAACCGCAGGUCCUGUCAGCAGACGAUACGGCGUUGAUGUCUGCGCUGCGUUCGCUGGGAGAGACACCCAAUCUGCUGGGGGCGUAG
This is a messenger RNA of Aspergillus heteromorphus CBS 117.55, 1998 nucleotides long. RefSeq names its product alpha/beta hydrolase. The transcript is spliced from 6 exons. The record is from RefSeq and is a predicted model, not a curated record. The coding region runs from base 1 to 1998 and encodes 665 amino acids. Lineage: Eukaryota; Fungi; Ascomycota; Eurotiomycetes; Eurotiales; Aspergillaceae.